AACAGCAUUGUGGGAAGAUGGCGGCCUCCAUGGAAUCUGAAAUGUUGACGUCUGCACUGUUUAUAUUGAACUUAUUUUCUAUAGUGCCGUGUGUUGUGAUGAAAAUACCGCAAGUAUGGACACUAUACACCUUGAAGACUGCACGGGGAAUCAGUUUUACGAGUAUUUUUCUGGAACUUUUUAGCCAUACAGUAUUUAUGAUGUAUAUGUUUGUGCUUGCCAAACCGCUAAUGCAGUAUGCUGAGUAUAUAUUUCUUGUAACACAGGAAUGGGUGGUGAUUUUACUGAUUCUAAACUACUCCGAUCAACUAGACAUAAGAGUCAUAGCACUCGCCUCGCUAUACUUCUUAUCAACGACAAUCAUUGGAGGUGACCUGACCCCAAGAUGGUUCCCAACAUUCCUCCUGGCAUUGUCUACACCUAUUUCUGUGUGCAGCGCCAUGUUUCAGAUUGUGGCUAUUUGCCAAAGUAAGGACUCCGGAUCGGUCAGCUUCUUGUCAUGGUUUAUUGCUUGGGCAACUGGAUUUGCUCGCAUUCUCACAUCCUUCUUGACUGGUGAAUUUGUGGUUUUGGCAAGCUAUGUCCCUACCAACAUUCUGCGUGUGAUUGGUUGUGCAACUAUUCUUUACUACCGACCAUCGCCAAAGAAAUUCAGAUAAAAUAUCAGUCACACAUCCUAGGCACUCUGAGGAUUAGAGUUGGAUUUAGAAUUGAGGGAUACUGUUUUAUUAACUGGUAUUUCUAUAAUAAUUAUUUGCACUGAACAAGCAUUUUGUGAAGUUAUUGAUUUGUUUUAAACAACAAUCUUUUGUUUGCUAAGUCUUUUACGUUAUCUUGCCAGAAAUCUAUUAUUGUAAUUUUGUGAGAAAGUACAUUGCUUUCAUCACAUCUUAAUGUUUUAAUUUAUGUGAGAAAUCAUGCAAUAUUUCAGCUGAUCAUCCAUACCCAUUUCGUCUGGUUUCUUCAUUUUUAGUGCAAUUGGAAAACAACAGAAAAACUGUAUUUAAAUGGUUUGUGUCUUAGGCCGUUUCCUCACUUUAAUAAUAAUGAACCAUUUUUGUAGAGCGCAUAUCACAAUCACAGAGAAGUCCCUAUGUGCUUUGAGAA
Asterias rubens (European starfish) is the source of this 1107-nucleotide messenger RNA. Its product is annotated as solute carrier family 66 member 3-like. The transcript has 7 exons. NCBI's taxonomy places the organism in Eukaryota, Metazoa, Echinodermata, Asteroidea, Forcipulatida, Asteriidae. The record is from RefSeq and is a predicted model, not a curated record. The coding region runs from base 18 to 659 and encodes 213 amino acids.